Molecule: messenger RNA, 1883 nt
Organism: Olea europaea var. sylvestris
Lineage: Eukaryota; Viridiplantae; Streptophyta; Magnoliopsida; Lamiales; Oleaceae
Product: transcription factor bHLH123-like
Exons: 7
Coding region: 143-1387 (414 amino acids)
Biological process (GO): regulation of transcription by RNA polymerase II
Cellular component (GO): nucleus
Molecular function (GO): DNA-binding transcription factor activity, RNA polymerase II-specific; protein dimerization activity; RNA polymerase II cis-regulatory region sequence-specific DNA binding
Source: RefSeq, a predicted model, not a curated record
UUUAAUUUCAUUUCGUUGAAAAAUUACAAAAACCUAAUUAAGAAGAGAGGCGGCCUUGCAGAGAAUAAGCAUCUGAAUCAAGAAAAGGAGAGAACCCUACUUUUAGCACUGAAAAAGGAGAGUUCAAUUUUCAGACAAGGCCAUGGCAGAUGAAUUUCAGCUAGGAAGUGGAGGAAAUUGGUGGGAUACAUCAAGAAAAUUUGAAACUGGAUCAUCAGCACAAAAAUCUACUACUUUAAAUAGCGUAGCAAGCUAUGGAUGGACGAACGAAAUGGUGGAUGACAAACCAAGAACUUCCAUGGAUACCGGGACAGUUCCCGGUAGCUCCAUGGUGUUGCAAGGGCACGAUCAAUCUUCCGGUGGCGGCUUAUUAGUCGACACCAAUAUGCAUAUGAUGGCUUUAGGCCUUUCUUCUCAAGCCAUGGAUUGGAACCAGUCCAUAUUCCAUGGAGGUGAAAAAGCGGAUAGCAGUUUUCGUUCUAUGCUUCAAGAAGAUUUGAGUAAUUCAAAUAGCAAUUUUCAGCAAGAAACUGGGACAGCAUCUUCUCAAGAUCAUUGGAGGGAGAAAAUAUAUUCUGCAAGUUCUGAGGAUUCUCAUGUGAAUGAAUAUAAGCAAACCAGUUUUCCGGUAGAUUCCGCUGCCGCCUACGGCCUUCUACUAUCUGAAAAUCAGCCACAGCAUUCGACAUACGAAAACCGGCCCAUGAAUUUCCCUUAUCCGACGAACUACGGAACGAACUCAGGAGAAUGGACGCCUUCUUGGAACAGAUUUCCUCAGACAUUCUUAAGAACAACAGUACCUCCAAAACAGCCUUCUGCUAAUGUACAUUUCACCAAUAAAACUCCCUUCUGGAAUGCUCCAGGAGCCGAUGAUGUACGACCAAACUUCUUUUCCUCGUUGCCAACGCCACUUCCUACGCCGGCCUUGGAUGAAAAACCGAAGAAUACAUCAGAAGUUCGGGAUUUGAGUACAACAGCAAAGAAAACUAGCACUCAAGCAUCAAAUAAAAGACUCCGGAAUGAAACGCCAACACCUUUGCCAGCUUUUAAGGUGAGAAAAGAGAAGAUGGGAGACAGAAUCACUGCACUUCAACAAUUAGUUUCACCUUUUGGAAAGACUGAUACGGCUUCCGUGCUUUCUGAAGCUAUCGAUUACAUAAAAUCGCUACAUGAACGAAUCGGCACUUUAAGUGCCCCAUACAUGAAAAGUGUUGCUCCAAUACAACCCCAGCAGAAUUCUGAUAAAUCUAAGGUUCCUGAUCAAGGACCGCGACAAGAUCUUAGAAGCCGAGGGCUAUGUUUAGUACCGGUUUCAUGCACUUAUCCUUUCACUCAUGAUACAGCGGUCGAUUUUUGGACCCCGGCAUUUUCGGGACCUUUCAGAUAAGAUGAGAAUCACAAGAAGGCAACAUUAACACCCAGGAAUGGAACCUAAUUUUAUGCAGCAACUGGCUUAUUUGAAACCCUAGCUAGCAAAGAAUAGGAAAAGAUAGGAAAACUAUGGACCUCCUGACUUUGUACCAAAAAAAAAAAAGGCUAAGAAAUGCGCAAGGAUAAAGGAAAAAACCCCAUUAGAAGAUAGAAGAGUGUUGGGCCAGCUUAGCUACAGGCAAAAUGAUGCUGCUUUGGCUACAAUUAGAAUUAGGCACCAUUAAUGUAUGCAAAUAUGGUCUUUUAAUAAUUGAAGAAUUAUUAUUAAUGUUUGGUGAGCUAGGAUUAGAUUAGAAAUCAUUAAUUUGUUGUUUGUAACUGAAUUUAAUUAGCAGAAAGGAAAAGGGUAAAGGAGCUUUUGUUGCAGGCCUGUGUCUUUUGAAAUAUUGCAUAAAGCUGGCAAUUAACUUUAGUUUAAAAGAAAAUGAAAGGAAUAAUUGAAUUCCAGAACA